AUGAAACAACUAGACUCAUAUUCUAUGAUGAUUGUAGCAAAAUAUCUAAAUAAUUCUAAUGAAUUAAUGAAUAUUGUUCUUGUAUGUAGAAAGAAUAAAGAGUUAUUAGACAAAUUUAGAUUUAAUCCAAUUCCAUUAAACAACCAAAGUAAGAAAUUGUUUCAUUAUAUUGAAACACAAUAUUUAUAUUCUCCUGAAGAAGAAAGAGAUAAUACUUAUUCAAAUACAACAUACUGUUAUCCUAUUAAUUUAACAGAGAUUGAUUUAAAUGAUUAUUCAAAAAGAUAUUUAAGAAUAGUUGUAAAUCAAUUUAGUUUAUUAGAUUCUUUAAAUAAUAAAGAAACAAUGAAAAAACUUCAUAUAACUGAUUUAAAAAUUAAAUUUCCUCCUUCAAUAACAAAUUUUAAUAUUCUUUCAAGUGUAACAAAAUUAGGAAGAAAAACAUUUAAUGAAAAUACACAACUACAUCAAAUAACAUUACCAAAUUGUAUUAGAAAAUUAGGAAAAGAAUUAUUUUAUGGAUGUAGUAAUUUAACAUUAAUUGAUUUUGGAUAUGGAUGGAAUACUAUUAAAGAAGGAACAUUUAAAGGAUGUGUUUCAUUACAAACAAUAAAAUUAUCACCAUUUAAUUCAAUGUGUGAAUUAACAAUGAUUCCAAAGAAAGAGAUUAAUAUAAUUUGUAAUGGACCAACAAUAUAUGGUAAAAUUCCAUAUUCAAUUUCAAAAAUCCUUAAACUACAUUCAGUGCAAUGUAAUAACAUUUAUUAUGGAAAAGAAGAUUUAUUAAAUUCAAUUACAACUACUACUAAUAAUAUUACUAUUCCAAAAGAAGUUAAUAUAAUAGAAAGUGGAUGUUUUAAUUGUAACUAUACGUUAAAAUCAAUUCAAAUUCCAGAAGGAAUUACAAAAUUAGGAAAAUAUAGUUUUUAUAGAUGUACAUCAUUAACAUCAAUUCAACUUCCAUCAACAUUAAAAAUUAUAAAAAAGUCAUGUUUUGGAUUUUGUGAAAAUUUAAUUGAAAUAGAAAUACCACAAAAUGUUAAAGAAAUACCAACAGAAUGUUUUAUAGGAUGUAAUAAAAUGAAAAGAAUAAAAUUAAAGAAAAAUAUAAGUAUUGCACCUGAUGCAUUAACAAAUUGUAAUGCAAUAAUAACAUAUUAA
Molecule: messenger RNA, 1161 nt
Organism: Entamoeba histolytica HM-1:IMSS
Lineage: Eukaryota; Evosea; Mastigamoebida; Endamoebidae
Exons: 1
Coding region: 1-1161 (386 amino acids)
Source: RefSeq, a predicted model, not a curated record